This is a messenger RNA of Scheffersomyces coipomensis, 1125 nucleotides long. RefSeq names its product low-affinity Zn(2+) transporter (gene ZRT2). The coding region runs from base 1 to 1125 and encodes 374 amino acids. Gene Ontology annotation, molecular function: low-affinity zinc ion transmembrane transporter activity. The transcript has a single exon. Gene Ontology annotation, biological process: zinc ion import across plasma membrane. Gene Ontology annotation, cellular component: plasma membrane. NCBI's taxonomy places the organism in Eukaryota, Fungi, Ascomycota, Pichiomycetes, Serinales, Debaryomycetaceae. The record is from RefSeq and is a predicted model, not a curated record.
AUGUUAGAUACUACUGUUGAAAUUCUUAAAAGAGGCACCUGUCCAGGUGGUAACGAUUAUAAUGGUUCUAUGGGAGCUCGUAUCUCAUCUGUAUUUGUUAUUUUCGCUACUUCUUCUUUUGGUGCUUUUUUCCCAAUUUUAUCUUCAAGAUAUUCAUUUAUUAGAUUACCAAGUUGGUGUUUCUUUAUUGCUAAAUAUUUCGGUUCUGGUGUUAUUGUCGCUACUGCCUUUAUUCAUUUAUUACAACCUGCUAAUCAAGCUUUAUCGGAAGAAUGUUUAGGUCCUGCUUUCCAAGAAUAUCCUUAUUCAUUUGCUAUUUGUCUUUUCAGUCUUUUUGCUCUUUUCUUCUUUGAAUUAGUUGCUUAUAGACUUAUUGACAAAAGACUUGAAGGUUCAGGUCAAUCACAUUCUCAUUUCGGUGAUGAAUCAGUGUUUGUUAAAAAGGCUGCUGAAUCUGAUUCUGAAGAUGCUGCUAUUAAACAUGAAAAGGAAGAUGAAGAUGAUGAAGAUGGUAAAGUUUCUAAUUCAAAAGAAUUCCAAAAACUUUAUCCUGAACAUUUCUCUCAUGCUCAUGAUCAUCAAGAUCCUGAAGCUCUUGGAACUCCAGUUGAAGAUCAAGAUAAAGAACAAUAUUAUGGUCAAUUAUUAAAUGUUUUCGUAUUAGAAUUUGGUAUUAUCUUCCAUUCUGUUUUCGUUGGUCUUACUUUAGCUGUUGCCGGUGAUGAAUUUGCUACUUUAUAUGUCGUGUUAGUUUUCCAUCAAAUGUUUGAAGGUUUAGGUUUAGGUACUAGAAUUGCUACUACUUAUUGGCCAAAAGAUAAGAAAUGGACUCCAUGGUUAUUAGCUGCUGCUUAUGGUCUCACUACUCCAAUCUCAAUUGCUAUUGGUUUAGGAGUUAGAGAAAGUUAUCCACCAAAUUCAACCACUGCAACCAUUACUAAUGGGGUAUUUGAUUCUAUUUCAGCUGGUAUUUUAAUCUAUACUGGUAUUGUUGAAUUAAUGGCUCAUGAAUUCUUAUUCUCCAAUGAAUUUAAAGGUAAAACUGGUUUCAGAAAGAUGCUUUGGGCUUAUUUCAUUAUGUGUUGGGGUACUGGAUUAAUGGCUUUAUUAGGUAAAUGGGCCUAA